GCCUGCUAUGGACUAGAACUAUCGUCACGACGUGUGAAGUCUUUAAUUAAAGUUUAUGCACAUUUUUAUUGCUGGAUUAGUACUACUAUCCUAGUUUUUAUUCUGUUGUGCUUGCAUAGUCUUAUUCUCAUUGCCACUGUGAGGACCACCCUGCAAAGGACAACGAACCCGCGUAAUAUGCGACUCUGUGUACAACUCUCACUAUCUCUAAGUUAACCUAUGUCAGUGUUCAACAUCAUUCCUAUCGCGUUAAAAAUGGCCACCAUUUUUAUCUCUACCUUUACCUUUUUACCACAUGAUCAACAUGAGAUGAGCUAAAGCUCCACCUCUGUGACAUCAUACACCAUCAUGGCAGCACCAUCGGCAAGAGCAGGACCGCGACCCAGCACACCACAUGAUCGGCGAGGACCUCGGAGGGGUUUAAUGUUUCCGCAUAUAGCAAUUUCGCUGGACGGUGGCCGCACUUAGCAACCUCUCACGACCCGGAGUGAGUUGUAGACUCAUAGCGGUCCUCGGCACGCUUGCGUGUUUUGCACGCAGGAGAGCUGUAGCAGGGCCCGGUAAGAACUACUUGCUUAAAACUGUAAUAGAUCCUCAAGCGACUACGACACCAUGGCGGAGCUCGCAGUUGGGGCCGCGGCGGCGGGCGCAACGCUGCAGCAGAUCUGGGGCUACAAUCAGGACUGCUACAACUUCGACAAGACGAUGCAGCAAUCGGCGAUGCACCAGCGGCAGCAGAUGCGUCGGGAGUGGAUAUUUUUGUUCCGCGAUGACAUCAACCAAAUGGUCGACCUAACCAUUCUAUGCAUUGCAAACAUGUAGUCUGGGUCUGGAAACUUGUGAUGCAAGAAAGGGAAUAGUGAACUCACUAUGAUGCGCUGCCAAGCAUGACAAGAGUUUUUCAUGGUUCUGAGUUGCGUACUCCGCAUGACAAACGGCGUUUUUGCAUGACAGGAAGGAAGAGCUCUUCGCGGCCAUGCAACACAGAGUUCAGAGUCAUGCCAGACCAGCAUGACAAGUCUCGCAAUCUCCCAGACCCAGACACUUUUGCAUUUGAUACAUUCUCCGCAUGGACAAUUACAUCCUGACCAACACACUCCAAAUCACGCUGAUCAUGGCGAUUUUGGGCGAGGGGUCUUUACUGCCGUCCGGGGACAUGCCCGCGUUUUCGACCUGGGCCUUCAUGCUGUCUUUUACAGGUACUGGUAUACUGCUUUUAGAACAUAGGUAGUCAUGUCUUCUUUCUAGUAUUCGAUUUCGUGAUGUAGUCCUUUGCUGCUGCUGCUGUGAUGUAGUCGAAGCAGCAUCAUGUGAGAAGUAGGAACAACAAACAGUCGCGAACAUGUAGUCGUAUAUAAAACAAAUUGAAAAAUACUAUCAAAAUCCUUACUCCCAGGCGGCAUCGUGAUGCUGGUGCUGUCCACCUGGAUGGCCAUGCACGCGUCAAUCACGGCGCACAGCUGCGGUCUGUCCCUGCUGCUGCAAUCCCGACAGGUCCGCGACUUGCCCACCGGCACGGAGAUCGACGCGUUUCGCGCAAGGUUGCAGGAUUUCGAGGAAACCGAUGUGAGAAAACAACUGCGGAUCCCCUUCGCGACCCGCCUGAAACAGUUCUUCGGCAACGUCAUGGGUCCUGCUGCAGGUCCGGAGGUGGAGAGUAAGGAAAAUAAAGCGCCGCAAACAGCGGCCGACGGAAGUCGAUUAGUAGACAAAACGACCAGUGCACUGAAAACUGCGUUGACAAAACCGGAAAUCCCGUUUCACUACGAGCCCGACGCGUUGGAGCAUUUCUACAUCAACGAAAGGCUAGAGGAGGCGGAGAGAAAAGACUACUACUUGAACCGCGGAGGUGGCGUGGGCGGACCGGUCAACACUGGGGGCGCAGCAGUUCCGGGCAUGAACAUGAACUAUGGUACAGCGGGUUCAUCUUUGAUGCCUGGUGGAAUGGCGGGAAGUACAAGUCGAAAUAACCCGAGAGCCACGAACCAGGCCGAACUGACCGAGAAGAUGCGUCCGAGACUCCAGAUUCGCACCUCGCACCUGGAUAUCUUCAGGAUCCUGCAAAAACACUGGCAGCACUUCGACGCCUACGCGCGCGUGACUAACGCGCUCGGCACCUACAUGAUGCUGAACGCGAUCGCGUUUUUCCUGCUCACCUACUUGGCGAUUUUCCAGAAGAUGUGGCUGCUCGCGUGGAUGUGCGGCGCACUCUACGCGUUUUUGUCCCGCGCAAUCGCGACGGUGGAUUUGGUUUUGAACCGCUGGGAGUCGUAUUUGUUAACCGUUUUGCAAACCGGCGUGGUGUUCGUGAUCCUCAUGAUCUACACGUGCGCAUUACUCGCGGACCGGAACUCGAUCUGGAACACGAUUUUAAUCCCUCUGUCCGCUUUGUUCCAGUUUUCCUGGCUGACCUUCCUGUUCUACCUGUCGCAGCCGACCUAUGGGAGUGUCAGGAUUGAAAUUUUCAAAGUUGAAAUUAUACAUAGUUUGUCAUGCAUAAAAUGCAGUUGCAGCCCACAAAGUGCCUGUCUUGCAGAGUAGGCAAGUGAGGCAGAUCGUAAGCCUGUUGAGGAGUUGUAGAAACUGAGCUGCUAAAGUAGCAUGACAAAAGGCGUCUUCCUUACCCAAACAGCAUGACAAACUGGAUUUCGGCUCUACCCAAAUUUGUCAUGCGUCACUUGGAGUCUGCGUUACAACUUUCAUCCAUUUUAUGCAAUACAAAUUAUUUCAUUUUCAACUUUGUCGAUUUCAAUCCUGACACAUCCAUACGACCAACGCAAUCGAGUCCCCGCACGGGCACUUGCCUGAAAAGUUCCGGCAGAUCCUGUACAUUGACUGUCUCGCUUGGAUAUCGAAUGCAAAUAUGUCUGGGUCUGGAAGGUCGGAACUUGUAAUGCGUCUCUUGCAUUCCUGGAAAAUGAAAAUCUGUGUUGCAUGAGCAGCAAUAGAUGAGCUGCUUGCCUUGUUUUGCAAGAAGACAAUUUGUCAUGCGCGUCAUGCAGCAGAAAGCGAAAGUUUGUCAUGCUUGGCUGCCAUUGCAAGAAGCGUUACAGCCAUGCGCAAUGCAGCAUCACAGGUUUCCAGACGCAGACAUAUUUGCAUUCCAUAUUGGAAACGGCUGGACGACACGAUUCUGCGGCGGCGAGGGGCCGCUGGUGGUAAUUACGGCUCAUCUUCAACCGGCGCGUCCUCUUCCGAGGCGGACGGUAGAAGUAAUGCGCGAUUGAGCAUCGGAUCAUCAUCAUCAUCAUCCGCAGCAACAACCGCAAAGAACCUGUCCCCCCAGGAGAGGUUAAGAGAGGAGCGGAAGCUGAGGAUCCAGCAGGCGGUCACGCUGAGGGCAAACAAAAAACUCUUCGAGGACCAGGAGGCAGCGCUGCUUUUCCAGCAGAAUUUCCGAGGUGACGAAAUGUUGAAUCUCCAGCCUUCCAGCUACGGGGGUGUCGUCGUGAAAGAUCGGACGGUAAAUGUGGACUUGAAAAUGAAUUUGAAGGAUGAACAAACGGGGAAAGCGCUUCCUGUGAACGAGAAGGAAAAUGAAGACAUGCGUCGCGGCGCUGGCGGUCAUGGCGCAACAAGACCUUCUUCUCCAAGUACUUCUAAACAAGUCGACCGGAGACAGAUUCUGAUCCACACGCAGGCGGACCUUUUCGCCGGCGAUUUUCUGGAGGUGAUGGACCACGCGUGCGAGUUAGAGGCCUAUCUAGACACCUGGAUGGCGAAGCAGGCGGAAAUCAGAAGGAAAGUUGGGGGUCUUGCGGAACAAGCUGCUGGUCCCGAUAGAAAGGACGACGCCAGCAUCGAAGGUACAACUACCUCCACGCUGCGCAACCGACGAAAUCAUGGAGGAAAGGAAAUAAACGAACAGAUGAGCACGGUGGAACAACAGGCGAAUUAUCGCAGUACGAACGCUACCAACCUGAGGAACAGUACCAGCAUGGAAAGUGAACAAAAUUACUUCGUUUACCCAGAGCAACGGUUUCUUCCGUCCGCUGAGGAAACCGACGCUUUGCUGACUUCCUCCUCCUAUCCUGAGUAAAAACGUACCCACACCAGAGUCAAGAUGGCAAAUCUGCUAGACAAAUCAGCCAGCUUUGGUCGUUUGGCAUAACAAGUUCGUCUUCGUAGUGUAAUCCUGUUUAGGUAGUUCAGCAGCGUCACAGAUCUAGUAUAUCAUGCUGAUUGUAGCAUCACAAAUUUCAAAACACGACUAGACAAUGCCUCUCAUGGCGCUCCGCAUGACAAACCUUUUUGGCAUGCAGAUUUGCAUGACAACUCUGGUGUGGGUACGUUUUUACUCAGGAUACCUCCUCCAGCAUGCCACCUCCACCGGUCAAUAUUAUGCGAAAAAGCAGAAACAAGUUUCACGACGAAGCUCUUUCGCUCCUUUCCAACGCAUAUCAAAUGUAAAAAUGUCUGGGUCUGGAAAAUUGGAACUUGUAAUGCGUGUCCUGCACUCCUGGAAAAUCUGUGUUGCAUGAGCAGCAAAACAGAGGCUUUCUUUGUCAUGCGAAAACGCAAUUUGUAAUGCGUGCUAGGCAUCAGCAGACCUCUCAAAAACUUGUCGUGCUUGGCUGCCAUUGGAAGCGCUUCAAUCAUGCGCAAUUCAGCAUCACAAGUUUCCAGACCCAGACAUUUUUACAUUUGAUAACGCACAGAACACGGUCGCGAGUUUCGGGACGGCUAGCAGGCGAAACAGUGUGAUGUCCUCGAACUCUGCCGCUUUGGAGAGGCAGACAAGUCUCCAACCCAUCCCGAUUGAUUUCGCGAGUUUCAAGGACAAAAUGGACAACACGUUCCGACCGAAAAUUCUCGAACUGCUCCAGAAAGCUAUCAAAUGCAAAAAUGUCUGGGUCUGGGAGAAUCUAACUUGUCAUGCUAAAUCUGCAUCAUUCAAAAAUCUGUGUUGCAUGAUUACCAAAAGCUGGCCACUUUUGACCUAAUCGUGAGGCAGUUUCUCAUGCAGGAUAGGCAUGAUAGAACUCUCACAGCAGGAUCUGUCAUGCUAUGUCCUACAUACCAGACCUCAUGGGUCAUGCAAAACCUGCAUGACAAGUCUGCAUUCUUCCAGACCCAGACAUUUUUACAUUUGAUAAAAGCGAACUUGAACCCGGAAACAACUUUCCAGCAGGUGAGGCAGAAGAAGCAACACGUCGUAUCUUGUGUAAAAACGCCCCCACCCCAUAGUCAAGAUGGGGAAUCGGCUAGACAAAUCCACAAGUUUUGGCUGUUUCGCAUGACAAAUUUGGACUCUUAGCGUGCUGCUGUUUGAGCUAGUUUAGCAGCAUCACAGAUCUAGUCUGCCAUGCUGGUUCUAGCAUCACAAAUUCCAAAACGCGACUAGAUAAUGCUUCUCAUGGGGCUCCGCAUGAGACACAUUUUCAGCAUGCAGAUUUGCAUCACAACUAUGGGGUGGGGACGUUUUUGAAUACGAUACGUCGCGAAGUGGGUGCAAAUCCCGGAUUACGAUAACAACACUGGUCUCUACAUGCCCUGCUACGUCUACUACGACCGGAAGGUGGUGAAAUACUCGGUUCCCGAUACGGUCUUCAUGCGGUCCAACUUUUUAGAACACGGGUUUGAAGUGUUGGAAGAGAAUUUGAGGAAACUGGAGGACAAUUUAGACGAGCUGCUCGCGGUUGGAGAUAGUGCAACAACCGAUGUAGCUGGUACAGUGGGCACAGGAAUGAUGAACAAGAAAGUCGUGCAAUUUGAUAGUCCAAAUGGCAAAAAGAACAAUAGUAAAGAAGAGCCAUCAUCUUCUUCUUCCGCACUGCCAGAUGAAAGUUCCGCUUCGAUAUCAAGACCAUCGAACAAGAACCGGGGUCCGAAGAAGCGGAACCUGAUCGACCGACUGGGUGCCUGGCUGAGUGAGAAGAAGUAUCAACUGUAAAAAUGUCUGGGUCUGGAAAGUUGGAACUUGUGAUGCUAACUUAGGACUCUAAAAAAAUGUGUAUUGCAUGACCAGCAAGAGGAGCCAUAUUUGUGCUACGCGAGGAGGGCAUUUGUCAUGCGGAAAUGGCAUCAGGAAGCUUUCCAAAAAUCUGUGAUGCUGGGUCAUGCAUUACAAGCAUCAUGGGUCAUGCCAGACAAGCAUGACAAGCCUUCCAUUCUUCCAGAGCCAGACAUUUUUACAUUUGAUAAGAAGGCGUUGUAUGAAACGCCGCACGUGAUUCAGGAGAUCGAAACCUUAGAAGCCACGGCGACCGAGGCGAACUACCUGCCGCAGGUGCUGUUCAACCGAGUGAUGAUCAGUCUAUUGAUCUCCUGGCUGGUCUAUCAAAUGUAAAAAUGUCUGGGUCUGGAAGAAUGCAAGUUUGUCAUGCUUGUCUGGCAUGACUCUUAAAUCUGUCAUGCACGUUACUCAAGAGCCCCACUUUUCUGUCAUGCAAAAACGCAGUUUGUCAUGCAGAAUAGGCAUCAUAUAGAAGCGCAGAAACUUGUCAUGCUGAGCCAGCACUUGUGGCCUCCUCAUGAUACGCCGCCCAGCAUCACAAGUUUCCAGACCCAGACAUUUUUACAUUUGAUAUGGUCGCGCUCGUCACCUUGUCCAUGCAAGAAUACGACGCGUACUAUAUCCUGAGUAAAAACGUACCCACACCAGAGUCAGGAUGAGGAUUUUGCAACACAAACCUAGGAGUUUUGUGAGUCACGCAUGACAAGUUGCACUAUGCAGUGUAGUGCAGGUUAGAAAGUGCAGCCGCGUCACAGAUUCAUCUGCUCAUCCUGUUCACAGCAUCACAAAUUCCAAAACACGACUGGAAAUGGCUCUCAUGGGGAUGCGCAUUACAAGUCUUCCUGUCUUUGCAAAUCUGCAUCACAACUCUGGUGUGGGUACGUUUUUACUCAGGAUAUACUACAAAUUUCUCCGCGUCCCCGGGUUCAAAGUCCAUCUCCAAGCGCCCACGUCCAGCAGUGGCAGCAUCGUGCAAGAAAGCAGGGCGGCCGCAGCCAGAAAUGAAGCGAGCACGGUGAAUUCCUUUGUGCAGAUAGGCCAACAGCAGGUACAACAUCAAGACAGGAGAGAAAGGACGGAAAUUUUGACCACGCAGCAGUACCUGCAACAGGCUGGCACGGUGGUGACGAAUUUCAAGCAGGCUGGGGGCGCGGGCUGGAAUUACGAUAGCAGCAACGCCUAUCAAAUGUAAGAAUGUGUGGGUCUGGGAACUUGUGAUGCUGCGUAGCGUCUCAUGAUGAGGCUACAAAUGCUGGCUCAGCAUGACAAGUUUCUGAGCUCCUAGGUGUUGCCUAUUCUGCAUGACAAACUGCGCUUCUGCAUCACAGAAAAACGCAGCGCUUGGGUAACGUGCAUGACAGAUUUAAGAGUCAUGCCAGACAAGCAUGACAAACAUGAAUUCUUCCAGACCCAGACAUUUUUACAGUUGAUAACGCCUUCAAGACCGGGGAAAUUGCGAGGAUAGCGUGCAACGAGAAGUGCGGCGUGGAUAAAAUCGUGUACGCGACGGAGUUUGACUUGCUGAAUUUCAACGAAGCGAGCCAACCCGGGAACGAGUGCGCGCGCGAGAUGCAGGACUUGAUCGUUUCGGAGAUCGAGAAUCAAAUGAAUCGGGGAAGUAGUAGUAGUAGUGCUGACACCUCUUCCUCCUCUCCCGGUAGUACCGACGACGAUUCCGAGGAAGAUUUGCAGCCCUGGCUGGCGAACGGUUACAAGGAGGAGGAAAAUUUCCGGGACAUCAUAGACAUUGCGAUGGACAACAACUGCAAUCCGGUGGUCUUGUUGCAAUCUUCCAUAGUUCGGUGCAAAGCAAAGGAACCAGCACAGCCACCAGAAAUAAAUGGGCAGCUGCAAGAUUCAUCGUUACUGCAGCGACAGCAACAGCAACAGCCUGUCACCCAGCACGUCCGGACGGCGGUGAACCGGCCCGGCGGAGGCCCGUCCACUCCGCCGCCCUCGCCGAUGAAUACGGGCGGAAUAUUAAAUUCGCAAGGUCUCAUACCACCAGAAGAUCAUCUUCAGGGUAGUGGUACUGCUACUAGUUCUACGUUUCUCUCGUCCCAGGAACAACAACAUCAACAGCAAGCGCAGAAUGCAGCCGUUCAGGAUCCUUCACCAACAUCAGAACUACAACCGGGCUUCGAAGCUGAGAUUGUGAAGAUCGUCGGUCAGUGGGAGGGCCAGGCGUUGCAGCCUCGGUCACUGUAUGUGAAUCCGGACACGAACGACGUGAUAUUGUAUCAACUGUAGAAGUGUCUGGGUCUGGAAGAAUGCAAGUUUGUCAUGCUUGUCUGGCAUGACUCGAGAAUCUGUGUUGCAUAGGCACGAAAAAGCCAGCUUACCUGUCAUGCAAAAACGCAGUUUGCCAUGCGGAAUACGUAAGACAUGGCGGCCAAAAAAUUUGUCAUGCGUCGCUGCUCAUUGCUGUGCGUCUACCAUUCAUUUUUAGCAUUACAAGUUUCCAGACCCAGACACUUUUGCAUUUGAUAUAUUGGGCGUCGACCACAAGUCGAAACCGACACUGCUGCUGUAUGGUUAGAAAAAAGUGUUACAGUUACACAUUGUGUUGCAGGCCAAGCAAGACAGACAAGCUCUGUCAUGUCGGAUAAGCAUAGGAGCUUCGUUUCAUAGGCGUUUUCCCUUAGGAUUUCUGCAUUACAAGUUUUCUCUCUCAUGCAGAGAAAUUUGUGUUGCUGCAUUGACAACAGAUGUGUAACUGUAACACUUUUUUCGUGGGAUAUGCUGAUGGUCACGGUCAGUACGAAAAAGAAGAGAAAUAGACGAUGGAAUGGUAAUAGCGCGGCGGUGGAUCAUCAUUCCGAUCCCUCCCAGUCCGGGGAAAUAAACGGCCAAAUUAUAGAGCGGAAGUUUCUGCGCCCCACCGCGGAGGUGUUUUACAAUCUCGCCGAGAAAUUCCAGUCCUACGACCAAUACUGGCAGGACCCGAACCGCGUCCAGAUUCACCAAGACCACGACGCGCGCAUUCCUAUGGUGCCCCACGUCUUUUUCCUGCGCAAAAACCCGAAAUUCAAAGGACCAGAGACCUGUUCUGAAAACGCCCCGGCCUGGCUCUGCUACUACGAAAAGUCGGUUGCUGCGCCGUCGGCGGCGCAGCAAAAUGAUCCCGUUACUUCUCCCCCAUUGGUACGGCCGGAACUAGACGAUAGCGACCAGGAGCCGCAGUUCCGCUACAUGGUCCACGUGGUCACCCAGUUGCAGUACGGGCUGACCUACAAGGGCGGAAAGAGUGACGUGAGCAUUACGCCGAACGUGAACCUCGUGAACGCGUGUUUUCUGAACGAAAAAGAACUCUUCGGGAUCAGCAGCAAUCGCGCACUGGUCUCCUACGAAUUUGCCUCCAUUUUCCAGGCGGAAUAGGGGGGAACGGGAAGAGAAGUCGACGAGUGAAAGCAUCCCCUCACUCUCAAUAAUUUUCUGCUCUUUUCGAGAAGGAAGUUGCUUGUCGUUUUUCGCUUGUGUAACUGAAUCUCGUCCAGUUCGAAAUCAGGAUCACAAGACUAGGUCUGCAACAACUCACAGGACGAGAAAAGACGAGUACACGACCCUUGACGACAGAUGUGCUUACCACUUUUCUAGGGAAUACAGGCGACAAUUGUUGUGCGAUGUUGAGAUCAGGAAGAAUUUUUUUUUCUUACUUCUACUUGCAACAGCCCCAAGAAAAAUCCACAUUCGCGGACGCCUAGAGUGAAGUGUCUAUGUUACCAUGCGGCACGAAUUCAUGCGUGUUCAUCUUCUUCCCACUACUAGCUGUA
This is a messenger RNA of Amoebophrya sp. A120, 9729 nucleotides long. Lineage: Eukaryota; Dinophyceae; Syndiniales; Amoebophryaceae. The record is from the annotation of a GenBank genome assembly.